Molecule: messenger RNA, 2746 nt
Organism: Temnothorax curvispinosus
Lineage: Eukaryota; Metazoa; Arthropoda; Insecta; Hymenoptera; Formicidae
Gene: P5CS
Product: delta-1-pyrroline-5-carboxylate synthase
Exons: 6
Coding region: 1-2355 (784 amino acids)
Cellular component (GO): mitochondrion; cytoplasm
Molecular function (GO): ATP binding; glutamate 5-kinase activity; glutamate-5-semialdehyde dehydrogenase (NADP+) activity
Source: RefSeq, a predicted model, not a curated record
AUGUACUCAAUUCUGCUACUAACGAGGUCCGCCCGGCUCGGUAAUAAGCCACGAAGACUGACCUCGUCGUUGGGACCACUCUUGCCGCAGUUAACAAGUAAUGGCGUGUCGCGAAGGGAGCUACAAACGUCGGAGAGACCACGAAGGCAACAGACCUUUACGGAGCGCAGCGAAUUGAAAUACGCCCGUCGACUGGUCAUCAAACUCGGCAGCGCGGUUAUAACGCGGGAGGACGAGCACGGCCUGGCUCUUGGACGUCUGGCUUCUAUCGUGGAGCAGGUAGCCGAAUGCCAGAUCGACGGACGCGAAUGCAUCAUGGUCACUAGCGGGGCGGUUGCCUUUGGCAAGCAGAAGCUCACCCAGGAGCUUUUGAUGUCCAUGUCGAUGAGAGAGACCCUGAGCCCCACGGAUCACACGCGGGAACACGCAGGAACUAUGUUAGAACCUAGAGCAGCCGCCGCAGUGGGUCAAUCAGGUCUCAUGUCUCUCUACGACGCGAUGUUCGCCCAGUACGGGGUCAAAAUCGCGCAGGUGCUGGUGACCAAGCCCGACUUUUACAACGAAGAGACGCGAAAGAAUCUCUUUAGCACGCUGAGCGAACUGAUCAGUCUGAACAUCGUGCCGAUCAUCAACACGAACGACGCGGUGUCUCCGCCACCGGACGUCGACGAAGAAGUCGCCGGCGGUGGCGGCAGACGAGGAAUAUCCAUCAAGGACAACGACUCCCUGGCAGCCAUGCUAGCGGCUGAAGUCCAAGCGGACUUGCUGAUCCUCAUGAGCGAUGUUGACGGAAUUUACAAUCUUCCACCUUGGCAGGACGGCGCGAGGAUGCUGCACACCUUCAGCUCCGAUCUGAGGGGUACCAUCAAGUUCGGACAGAAGUCGAAAGUAGGCACAGGCGGCAUGGACGCGAAGGUCAACGCCGCUCUCUGGGCAAUGGAUCGUGGCGUUGCGGUGGUCAUCUGCAACGGCACCCAGGAAAAGGCUAUUAAGAGCAUCAUGUCGGGCAGAAAGAUCGGAACGUUGUUCACGCAGGCUGCCGGCUCGUCCACUCCUAUCGAGGUGGUCGCCGAAAACGCCCGCGUCGGCUGUAGAAAGCUACAGGCGUUAAGCCCGGAGGAACGAGCCGAGUGCAUCAAAAUUCUCGCGGAUUUACUCGAGUCCAGACAAUCCGAGAUUCUCGCGGCGAAUGCGUUGGAUUUGGAGGACGCGAGUAAGAAGAAUCUGGCGCAAGUCCUGCUAUCGCGUCUAUCUCUAACGCCGGCGAAGCUCAAGUCUUUGAGUUCCGGUCUGCGUCAAAUCGCGGACGAUUCGUUGAACAACGUAGGCCGCGUGGUCCGUAGGACCAGAUUGGCCGAUGGUCUGGAAUUGGCGCAAAUAACGGUGCCGAUCGGGGUAUUGCUGGUGAUCUUCGAAUCCAGGCCGGAUAGCCUGCCUCAGGUAGCCGCUCUGGCCAUGUCCAGCGCUAACGGGCUUCUCCUGAAGGGUGGCAAAGAAGCCGCUAACAGCAACAAGUAUCUGAUGGUUCUCGUGAAGGAGGCGUUGGAAAAGUUCGGCGCGUCGAACGCUAUUUCCCUCGUGUCCACGAGGGAGGAUGUGGGCGAUCUUCUCUCAAUGGAAAAACAUAUAGAUCUCAUCAUUCCUCGCGGUAGCUCGGAGUUGGUCCGCACGAUCCAAGAACAGUCUAAACAUAUACCCGUCUUAGGACAUGCCGAGGGUAUCUGUCACGUUUACAUCGACAAAUACGCGGAUAUUGCGAAGGCCAUGAAAAUCAUCAGAGACUCCAAGUGCGAUUAUCCCGCUGCGUGCAACGCUAUGGAGACGUUACUGAUACACGAAAGCCUUAUGAGCGGCAGCUUCUUUAGCGACGUGUGCAGCAUGCUGAAGAAAGAAGGGGUGAAAAUCAAUUCCGGUCCAAAGCUAAGAGAGUUAUUGACCUUCGGUCCGCCCGCCGCGAAAAGCAUGCGAACCGAAUACGGCGCACUCGAAUGCACCGUAGAAGUCGUUUCGGACGUCGACGAUGCCAUCAGCCACAUUCAUCAAUACGGUAGCAGCCAUACCGAUGUUAUUGUCAGCGAGGAUACCAGCACAGCGGCGCAUUUCCAGAGAGAGGUAGACAGUGCGUGUGUCUUCCAUAACGCCAGCACUAGAUUUGCAGACGGCUAUAGAUUCGGUCUUGGAGCGGAGGUCGGUAUUUCCACAACACGUAUCCACGCACGUGGUCCGGUAGGAGUGGAUGGGCUAUUAACGACAAAAUGGAUUUUGAAAGGCGAUGGACACACGGCCGCGGAUUUUGCUGAAGGAGGCACCAGAACUUGGCUUCAUCAAUCUUUACCUCUCGCAGAAUCAGCGUGAAUCGAUUACUUCGAACUUUGUGAUCUCGGGAUGGCUAGAAUCGUUCAUAAAAUACUACGAAUGAGCUUUUUUAAAAGAAAAAUACGAUACAUAUCGGAUAUCGGGAGAUAUAAAUCGAAACAAACUCAGGCAUAAUAGACUACAAAUAAAUUAAAUUAAAUACUAUCUUAUCUAAUCACUUUUGAUAUUGUAUAUGUACCGAAUCAAAAUUUAAAAUCGUAACUAUAUCGGUAUAAUUUAUUGACAACGAAAAUAUUUAUAAAAUAGGAAAUUUUCGCGUUUAUGGAAUAGGAAUAGCUCGACGUCAUAGCUAUAUAAUAGGCAUAAUAGCUGUGAUACCAUUUAGAAUAAUUGUAAUUACCGGAUUCAUAAAGAUAUAAUUUUCGAUAUA